Molecule: messenger RNA, 974 nt
Organism: Saccoglossus kowalevskii
Lineage: Eukaryota; Metazoa; Hemichordata; Enteropneusta; Harrimaniidae
Product: mucin-2-like
Source: RefSeq, a predicted model, not a curated record
AUGCCACCAUUGCCAACUAGGCCACCAUUGCCAACCAUGCCUACAUUUCCAGCUACACCUACAUUACCAACUAUGCCACCAUUGCCAACUAGGCCACCAUUGCCAACUAUACCUACAUUUCCAGCUACACCUACAUUACCAACUAUGCCACCAUUGCCAACUAGGCCACCAUUGCCAACUAUACCUACAUUUCAAGCUACACCUACAUUACCAACUAUGCCACCAUUGCCAACUAUGCCUACAUUUCCAGCUACAACUACAUUACCAACUAUGCCACCAUUGCCAACUAUACCUACAUUUCCAGCUACACCUACAUUACCAACUAUGCCACCAUUGCCAACUAGGCCACCAUUGCCAACUAUACCUAUAUUUCCAGCUACACCUACAUUACCAACUAUGCCACCAUUGCCAACUAUACCUAUAUUUCCAGCUACACCUACAUUACCAACUAUGCCACCAUUGCCAACUAUACCUACAUUUCCAGCUACACCUACAUUACCAACUAUGCCACCAUUGCCAACUAUACCUACAUUUCCAGCUACACCUACAUUACCAACUAUGCCUACAUUUCCAGCUACACCUACAUUACCAACUAUGCCACCAUUGCCAACUAUACCUACAUUUCCAGCUACACCUACAUUACCAACUAUGCCACCAUUGCCAACUAGACCACCAUUGCCAACUAUGCCUACAUUUCUAACUACACCUACAUUACCAACUAUGCCACCAUUGCCAACUAUGCCUGCAUUUCUAACUACACCUACAUUACCAACUAUGCCACCAUUGCCAACUAGGCCACCAUUGCCAACCAUGCCUACAUUUCCAGCUACACCUACAUUACCAACUAUGCCACCAUUGCCAACUAUGCCUACAUUUCCAGCUACACCUACAUUACCAACUAUGCCACCAUUGCCAACUAUACCUACAUUUCCAGCUACAACUACAUUACCAACUAUGCCACCAUUGCCAACUAG